AUGUCCAGCCAGUGGCUGCUGCUUCUCUUCGGUGCUCUUUGGCGACCGACAGGAGGCAUUUCCAUCGAGACGCCACAGUACGAGCUGCACCGCUACCUCUUCGCCAACUACUCAACCUCGAUCCGGCCGAUCGCCAGCCACACUACGCCCACCACCGUCGAGUUCGAGGUCUCCAUUUACAACCUGAUCGACCUGAAUGAGAAGAAUCAGGUGAUGACGGUGAAUGCAGAGAUUAUUAUGAAGUGGAACGAUUCAUUCCUGUUCUGGAACCCGGAUAACUAUGCGGGCAUCCAGGAUAUCCGCGUACCCUGGAAGGAUAUUUGGACACCAGACGUCGUUCUUUACAAUAGCGCCGACUCGGCUUACGAAUGGGCCAUCUACAACACGCUGGCGAUCGUGAAGUCGUCCGGGGAGGUGACUAUGCUGUCGCACGCCAUCCUGCGCUCCUCCUGCGAGAUCAACAUCCGCUACUACCCGUUCGAUCAGCAGCUCUGCGUCAUGAGCUUCUCCAGCUGGUCGCAGGACAUCACCCAGAUCGCAUUGGUGACCGGCCCAGCUCAGGGCGACAUCAGCGCUUACGUUGAGAACCCCGAGUUUUUCCUGGAAAAUUUUUACGUGGAUGGCCUGAACACAACAGAUGCGUGUUGCGAUCAACCAUUUUCAACCCUCAGAUAUUACGUGCAGCUUCAGAGAAGAACCGCGUUUACGAUGUUCUUUUUCAUAAUGCCAGGAAUAUUCGUCAAUUUAACGGCACUGAUGGUGUUUAUGCUGCCCUGCGAGUCGGGGGAGAAGGUCAGCCUGGGUAUCAGUGCUAUGCUGGCCAUGAUGGUUUUCCUGAUGGCCAUGACGGAAAACCUGCCGCCAUCGCAAAGCAUUCCUAUCGCAGGUACUUACUACGGAACCUGCAUCGGCAUUUUAACAGCCAACAUCAUGGCAUCCAUUUUCGUCUUGAACAUCCAGUACAAAGGCGUGUGGGGCUUCCCAGUGCCCAACUGGACCAGAGUGCUCAUGUUCGACUUCUUGGCCAAGAUCAUGUUCAUACCCGUCCCACCCCGCAUCAAAGGAAGCCGAGUGUCUCCGAAAGAGCCGGCGGCGCCGACCAACGCACCGCACGUGCCAAGGCGUGCCGUCGACCUCAACCACCUGAUCCGGUACUACCCGCGCAACUACGCCCUGGCGCGACACAUCGGCACACCCCGUGGCGGGCCCCCGGCGCCACAUCCACACCGCAUUGCCGACGCAAAACGACGACGAGACGGGUUCCUGCAUCAGCGGAGGGCCAUGCUCACGCCACUCAUCGCCGCGUCCAACUCGGCCACGUUGGUUGUGGUCCGCCGCCUUGGGCUCUGGCCUGAGCCACGCGGCAUCCUCGAGAACGCCGCCCUCCGUAUCCUCCAGGACUACUCCGUUCGCGAUGGCGCUCGUCUCAUCAUCCCGAGCCUCGACUCGAAGGCCGAGCAUUCGCGCUCCGUCCACGACGCGCUCCGGCAGCUUGCAGGUGUCAAGACGGCCAACGGUGUGCAGGAGGUGCUGGAGCGGAUAGAGAGAAACAUGGCCGCUCGUCGCGAACAGGACAAUGUCGAGGGGCUCAAGGCCGCGCUGGCCGAAGAGUGGCGCCUCGUCGCCUAUGUCGUCGACCGGCUCUCCGGCGCCUGCUUCCUCGUCAUCACUAUCGUCUUUAACGUAGCCAUCCUGCUGUCCUCGCCAGAGGUCAGCAAGUUCGAGUACUGCCGCGGCCCGCCAGGCAGCUGCAACUAG
Molecule: messenger RNA, 1758 nt
Organism: Pollicipes pollicipes
Lineage: Eukaryota; Metazoa; Arthropoda; Thecostraca; Pollicipedomorpha; Pollicipedidae
Product: neuronal acetylcholine receptor subunit alpha-9
Exons: 13
Coding region: 1-1758 (585 amino acids)
Biological process (GO): monoatomic ion transmembrane transport
Cellular component (GO): postsynaptic membrane
Molecular function (GO): acetylcholine-gated monoatomic cation-selective channel activity; transmembrane signaling receptor activity
Source: RefSeq, a predicted model, not a curated record